UGUGUACACACAGCCCCUCCCUCCAGUUUGUUUUAUGAAAUCUUUAACAUGGAUUGAAAGGGACCUUUGAAGGUCAUCUCAUCCACCCUGCUCCAAGCAGGGCUGACUUCAGGUUUGGAUAAGUUUACUCAGACCCUUGGCUUCCUGAGAACUUGGGUAUUUUAUAGAAUUUUGUAAUGUUGUUUCAUAAAACAUAGGAUCCAGAAUGGUUUCAGCUUGCAUGGCUGUUUUCCAUUUUUCUUUUUUACUCUUAUUGUAGUAGUCAAAGUCUUGAUCCAUGGCUUUUAAGAUAUGUGACCUAACAGUAUGGAAACCCUUAAAAUACAUUCAUGGGAGCAACUUAAUACAGCUACAGACAAUUUCUGAUUUGAAUAGCUUUGUCUGUGCUAGGUAACUGUGUGUGCACGUGGAGAUGUUUUAAGAUGUAUCAAAGAUCUUUCUUUCUCUGGCUUUAGGAGAGGAUAUGGUCUGAAGUGAGAUAACCACAGACACUGUGUUAAGUAAUCUUUUUUAUGUGAUUACUAUUGUGUAUUUGUAAACAUCUCCUAUCCAUAGUAGCAAAAAUACUUUGGUGAAGGUGUAUGCAGUAAAGAGAGGCAGUACAAAAUCAGGGUCUCUUGUAUGGACAUAUGCUGCUAUUUAACUUCAUUACAUUGGUCCUUUGCCUUCAGUCAGCUUAAGUGACAAACUGCAUAUGCUUUUCUAAAAAAAUUAUUGGGUUAGAUAUUUUAAACAUAACUAAAGAAAUAAUUGUUUUUCAAGAUAAGCUAUUCUUUUCUGAAGUUAGUGUGUAUUCCUGUUCUUCAUCUCCACAUCUCUGGAAUAUCUGUUAAAUCUCAUCCUUGCUUUUCCUGGUUCUCUGCACAAAUUUCUUUCCCCUCCUGUAUGCUCCUUCUUGGUUGGUCAGUCUUGGUGUAGACAUCAGAAGACAUUUCAGCAGAAGAAUUUCAUCCGUGUUUGUAAGCUUUGUUUAAAUAAUAAUUUCAAAUCAGGUUUUGACAUGACCUAUUUUUCAAAUGAAUACAGUAACACUAACACAAGAAGUGCUAUCUUCAGUGGAAACAAAUAAAAUCCUAUUGUAGUAGGAUUUUUUGGAAUUUAAAAAAUCCAUCAUGGGAUAAACUCGACCUGGCUUUGAGUAUGGUACAAUAGUACUUAGCUUGUGAUUCAGCUGUUGAUCUGGGAUGACUUAAAGUGACUCUCUACAGAGCAACUCUGAUAAUUCUUGUGCUGGUUUAAAUCCCAAAUUAGAUAAAAGUACUUGGGGAUAAUAGACUGCAACAUAUUUAAUAUAUCCCAGUGACUUUUCUUUCCUUUUCUUUUCCAGGAGGGCAGAUGAAAGUGCAGGUUGCAGUAGAUAAUUCUCAUAGGUGAAAAUGAUUGUUGUCUGUAACAUCCUGAUUCAGUGUGUUGUGUGGGCUUGCAGAUAUGAGCUUGGGUAAGAUUUGAGCAAAAAUACCUCACCACGUUGUGUUUUGGUUGGGAACUUUGCUUUAAAUUAAGAAAGCUGCAGGUGUGCUUUGUGAAUGUGUAGAAAAAAUAACUGUUCCUCUAAUUCAUGUAGCUGUUGUCUCCCUAUAUCUAAAAUAGUCUGAAAUCAGCAUUUUUUAAAGGCUGAUCAUACAAUAAAGAUUUGCAUAACUUUAUUUCCAGAUUGAUGAAUUAUAAAUAAAUAUAGGAAAUGCAGGAAUAAGGUAUUUUUUCUUCUCUUUUAGGACAGCUUCCAAAAGCCAUAGCCAGAAGAGGAUCUCUGAUGGAAGUCUAGAAAUGCUCUAGUGAAUGUGCACAGUGUUCCUGUCAGACCCCAUUCCAAGGCUGUGCAGGGCUGCCAGGCUAUCCAGGUUCUGUCACUAUCCAAGCAGGCAGCUCCCAUGCAGCAGGGAUGCCCCACAGAAUGCACUGGAAUGGAGGGCACUUGGGAGCACUGGUGAGAAUCUCUGGAUCCUCAUCAUGAGCUGUACUUUCAGGUUUCCCAGCACAAACAUCAAGAUAACAUUCACAGCUCUGUCCAAUGAAAAGAGAGAAAAACAGGAGGCCCCGGAGUCCCCAGUGAAGCCUGUGCAACCCCAGAUCUCUCCCUUAACAAUAAACAUUCCAGACAACAUGGCUCACCUGAUCAGCCCUCUCCCUUCUCCCACAGGAACUAUCAGUGCUGCAAAUUCCUGCCCAUCGAGCCCCCGCGGCGCAGGCUCUUCAGGGUACAAAAUGAGUCGUGGAAUAGCAUCUGACCUACAUUUGAUGGCUGACAAUUCACAGUCAGAAAACGACAAGGAAGCUUCGGGGGGAGACAGCCCAAAGGAUGACUCUAAGCCACCCUACUCCUAUGCACAGUUAAUAGUCCAAGCAAUUACAAUGGCCCCGGAUAAGCAGCUUACACUAAAUGGAAUUUAUACGCACAUAACUAAAAAUUAUCCCUACUACAGGACAGCAGACAAGGGCUGGCAGAAUUCAAUACGUCACAAUCUCUCUCUGAAUCGUUAUUUCAUCAAAGUACCACGUUCCCAGGAAGAACCAGGCAAAGGCUCAUUCUGGAGGAUAGACCCUGCCUCUGAAAGCAAAUUAAUAGAGCAGGCUUUUAGGAAAAGGCGGCCUAGGGGAGUACCUUGCUUUAGAACCCCUCUGGGACCACUCUCUUCUAGAAGUGCCCCAGCUUCUCCUAAUCACUCUGGAGUGUUGUCUGCACACUCCAGUGGCGUCCAGACCCCCGAGAGCCUGUCCAGGGAAGGGUCUCCUGUCCCGAUGGAACCUGAGCCCAGCGCCAUCCAGCCAAAACUCGCCGUCAUACAAGAAGCGCGAUUUGCACAGAGUGCCCCAGGAUCACCUCUCUCUAGCCAGCCAGUUUUAAUUACUGUACAACGGCAGCUACCACAAGCUAUCAAACCCGUCACCUACACUGUUGCAACUCCUGUGACAACAUCGACCUCCCAGCAGCCUGUAGUUCAGACAGUUCAUGUUGUGCACCAGAUCCCAGCUGUGUCAGUCACCAACGUGACUGGAUUAGCACCAGCAAACACUUACACUGUCGCGGGACAGGCGGUCGUCACACAAGCUGCUAUGGUCACCCAGCCCAAGGUAGAACCUCAAGAGAAUGGAGACCACAAGGAAGUCAAAGUGAAAGUGGAGCCUCUCCCUGCUAUUAGCCAUGCUGCAAUAGGAGCUGCUGGCCGCAUCAUCCAGACGUCGCAGCCCACCCCCUUACAGACAGUUACCAUAGUGCAGCAGGCGCCGCUGGGCCAGCACCAGCUGCCCAUCAAAGCUGUCACACAGAACGGAACGCACAUCGUGCCCCUGAGCGCCGCUGUGGCGGGGCAGGGCAGUGCAGCUGCUGCAAGUCCUUUGCAUAUGUUAGCAACCCACGCGUCCGCAUCGGCAUCGCUUCCCACCAAGCGCCAGAACGGAGACCAGUCGGAACAGCAGGAACUCAAACGUAUCAAAACAGAGGAUGGAGAGAGCAUAGUCAUAGCUGUGAACGUGGACACCCCACCCGUGGCAGUGAGUGACAAAGGCAGCCAGAACUAGAAACUUUAGGGGAGUUUUCUUUUUUUUUCUUUUU
Poecile atricapillus (Black-capped chickadee) is the source of this 3553-nucleotide messenger RNA. RefSeq names its product forkhead box K2 (gene FOXK2). Gene Ontology annotation, biological process: regulation of transcription by RNA polymerase II. Lineage: Eukaryota; Metazoa; Chordata; Aves; Passeriformes; Paridae. The coding region runs from base 1780 to 3519 and encodes 579 amino acids. The record is from RefSeq and is a predicted model, not a curated record. Gene Ontology annotation, molecular function: DNA-binding transcription factor activity, RNA polymerase II-specific; protein binding; RNA polymerase II cis-regulatory region sequence-specific DNA binding. The transcript is spliced from 10 exons.